UUACACACAAAGCUCCCUUCGACUGUUACUCCUCUGUUUUCUCCCAUCUACCUCUUCCUCCCUCCUCGCUCUGCCAUCGUCCAUCGAGCUCGCGAUCGGAUUCGCGCCCCCACUCGCCUCGCUCAAACGCGCGCCACCCCUAUCGCCGCAGAUCAUUAGGGUUGGGCCGUCGCCCCGCUCGAUUCCGCCGGACUCGCCGUCGCCACCAUGCCUCUCAGGUUGGAGAUCAAGAGGAAGUUCGCGCAAAGGUCGGAGAGGGUCAAGUCGGUGGAUCUUCACCCCUCGGAGCCAUGGAUCCUGUCGAGCCUCUACUCUGGGAGUGUCUGCAUCUGGGAUUAUCAGUCACAGGCUAUGGUGAAAUCGUUUGAAGUCUCAGAAUUGCCAGUGCGGUCAGCAAAAUUUGUUUCAAGGAAACAAUGGGUUGUAGCUGGUUCAGACGAUAUGUUCAUCCGUGCCUACAACUACAAUACAAUGGACAAAGUUAAAGUUUUCGAGGCUCAUACUGAUUACAUAAGAUGCGUUGCAGUCCAUCCGACUCUGCCAUAUGUGUUGUCAUCAUCUGACGACAUGUUAAUAAAACUGUGGGACUGGGAUAAAGGGUGGAUGUGCACCCAAAUCUUUGAGGGACAUUCACACUAUGUGAUGCAGGUUACUUUCAAUCCAAAGGAUACUAACAACUUUGCAAGUGCAUCUCUUGACCGUACUACGAAGAUAUGGAGUUUGGGUUCUCCAGAUCCAAAUUUUACACUUGAUGGACACCAGAAAGGUGUUAACUGUGUUGAUUACUUCACUGGUGGUGACAGGCCUUAUUUGAUUACUGGUUCUGAUGACUCCACUGCAAAGGUCUGGGAUUACCAAACAAAGAGCUGUGUUCAGACACUUGAAGGCCAUACACAUAAUAUUUCUGCUGUUUGUUUCCAUCCUGAGCUUCCUAUAAUCAUUACUGGAUCAGAAGAUGGUACAGUUCGUAUAUGGCAUUCGACAACUUACAGACUUGAGAACACACUAAACUAUGGCCUUGAAAGAGUAUGGUCUGUUGGAUACAUGAAGGGAUCAAGAAGGAUGGUGAUUGGUUAUGAUGAGGGAACAAUUAUGAUAAAAAUGGGUCGUGAAGUACCAGUAGCAAGUAUGGAUACCAGUGGAAAAAUAAUUUGGGCAAAGCAUAACGAGAUACAAACUGUGAAUAUCAAGAGUGUCAGUGCAGGCUUUGAGGUCACAGACGGGGAAAUAUUGCCCCUUGCCGUAAAGGAGUUAGGAAGCUGUGAUCUGUACCCACAGAGCUUGAAGCAUAAUCCCAAUGGCCGAUUUGUUGUUGUAUGUGGAGAUGGUGAAUACAUAAUUUAUACAGCCUUGGCUUGGAGGAAUAGAUCAUUUGGAUCUGCACUGGAGUUUGUUUGGUCAUCAGAAGGAGAAUAUGCAAUUCGGGAAAGUACAUCAAGAAUAAAGGUUUUCAAUAAAUCAUUCCAGGAGAAGAAAACUGUCCGUCCUACAUUUUUGGCGGAGCGUAUUUUUGGUGGGGUAUUGUUGGCGAUGUGUUCUAGUGACUUUAUUUGCUUUUAUGACUGGGUUGAUUGCAGACUAAUACGCCGAAUUGAUGUGAAUGUCAAGAACCUCUACUGGGCUGAUAGUGGUGACCUAGUUGCAAUAGCAAGUGAUACGUCAUUCUACAUCCUCAAGUACAACAGAGACGUUGUUGCUUCUUAUCUAGAAGGUGGAAAGCCUGUGGAUGAGGAAGGUGUUGAAGAUGCUUUUGAGCUGCUUCAUGAGGUCAAUGAGCGAGUGCGAACUGGAAUUUGGGUUGGAGACUGCUUUAUUUAUAACAACUCAUCAUGGCGUCUAAAUUAUUGUGUUGGUGGCGAGGUCACCACGAUGUAUCACUUGGAUCGCCCUAUGUACUUGUUGGGAUAUCUUGCGAAUCAAAGUCGAGUUUAUCUUAUUGACAAGGGGUUUAAUGCCAUCGGGUACACAUUACUUCUCAGUUUGAUUGAGUACAAGACCCUUGUGAUGCGUGGGGAUUUGGAACGUGCGAAUGAAAUUUUACCAUCCAUACCAAAGGCACAAUAUAAUAGUGUCGCUCAUUUCUUGGAGUCUAGAGGUAUGUUGGAGGAGGCUCUCGAGAUUGCUACUGAUGCCAAUUACAAGUUUGACCUAGCUGUGCAGCUUGGAAAAUUAGAAGUUGCAAAGGCUAUUGCCAUAGAAGCACAAAGUGAAUCUAAAUGGAAGCAGCUUGGUGAACUAGCCAUGUCCACAGGCAAGCUAGAGAUGGCGGAAGAAUGCCUUCUUCAGGCAAAGGAUUUAAGUGGCUUGUUGCUACUGUACUCAUCUCUGGGAGAUACUGAAGGAAUCGAAAAGCUUGCUUCUCUAGCGAAAGGUCAUGGAAAAAAUAAUGUUGCAUUCCUCUGCCUUUUUAUGCUUGGUAAAUUGGAAGAUUGCAUACAGUUGCUCAUAGGCAGCAAUCGUAUACCUGAGGCUGCAUUAAUGGCACGUUCUUAUCUUCCCAGCAAAGUCUCAGAAAUAGUACCAAUUUGGAGAAAUGAUCUAGCUAAAGUUAAUCCAAAAGCUGCAGAGUCUCUGGCAGAUCCUUCCGAGUACCCAAAUUUGUUUGAGGACUGGCAGGUUGCACUUACUGUAGAAAAGAAUAUUGCUUCUCAGAGGGGCCACUAUCCUCCUGCUGAUGAGUACUUGAACCAUGCUGAGAAGUCAGACAUGACUCUUGUGGAAGCUUUCAAGCGGAUGCAGGUCAUUGAAAAUGAGGAACCAGUAGAUGCAGCGGAUGAAGAUGGAGAACCUGAUCAAGAGGCAUUGGAAGAGAACACAGAUGAAGCUGUCCCAGUUGAUGCUGAUGAACCUGAAGAGACCGUUUUUGUAAAUGGGAAUGAGGGUGAGAAACAGUGGGGUACGAACAAUGAAGGAACUUCAUCAGCCUAAAAGAAUUGUUUGGCAAUUGCUAACCCAACAUGAGUAGAAGCUGAGGGAAGCACAACGCAAUGGACGCAUCUGUUCUUUCUGAAGGUGACAAUGUGACAUGUUGGACCCCAAUUUUACUACGAAGUGCUUGGAUUGGUGAUGCUUAUUGCAGCGCCAUUUGAGCCACAUAUUGCUUGUCAAAUUCUUCAAAUGAACCCUCAUACUCGACUACCGGAAGGAUUACUCAACUGGUGUCAAUCCGGGCAGGCUUCUUUUGGCAACAGAAUAGGCAAUUUUUUUCUUGCAACAUUUUCAUACCCGAUUUUCAUGUCGUGAAAUCAAUGGAUUGUGUGUGGAAUCAGUUGUAAUGCAUAGCCUUUGAAUAAAUUGUUAUAGAGUUAUGUAGUAUAUGCCACAUUACCAAUAGCCAUGACACCUUGUAUUAUAUCACAAUUUUUGUUAGCCAUUACUGUAAUUUUUUUAUUCGAUAAGGUUACAUGUAUAUGAUUGUGGCGCCGAAAGCUUGCCCCUGUAUCAUUCCAUUGGAGAUCCAUCUUUGGAUUCAGUUUUUCA
Messenger RNA from Phragmites australis (common reed), 3480 nucleotides. RefSeq names its product coatomer subunit beta'-1-like. The coding region runs from base 208 to 2928 and encodes 906 amino acids. Gene Ontology annotation, molecular function: structural molecule activity; protein binding. The record is from RefSeq and is a predicted model, not a curated record. Gene Ontology annotation, cellular component: COPI vesicle coat. Gene Ontology annotation, biological process: intra-Golgi vesicle-mediated transport; intracellular protein transport; endoplasmic reticulum to Golgi vesicle-mediated transport. The transcript has 25 exons. NCBI's taxonomy places the organism in Eukaryota, Viridiplantae, Streptophyta, Magnoliopsida, Poales, Poaceae.